GGAAUGAAAAACUUGAUGUUUGUCUACUGGUCCUGUAAAGUUCUCUGGACAGUACUUGUAACAAUGCUGGGUUAUUCCAGCAGCCUGCCUGUGGGGGAGGAUGCUCUUUGCACAGCAGAGGAACUUGCUAAAUACAGGAUAAUCUUCAUAGGAAAAUGGAGUCAAACUGCUUUCCCUAAGCAGUAUCCACUCUAUAGGCCCCCAGCACAGUGGUCAUCCUUGCUAGGUGUUACUCAUAGUUCUGACUACAGCAUGUGGAAAAAAAAUGAAUAUGCCAGCAAUGGUGUACGUGAUUUUGCUGAAAAGGGUGAAGCAUGGGCAUUAAUGAAAGAAAUAGAAGAAGCUGGAGAGAAAAUUCAGAGUGUACAUGGAAUCUUCUCUGCUCCUGCAAUUUCCAGUGGUACAGGACAAACCUCUACUGAAUUAGAAGUGCAUCCAAGACAUCCCUUAGUUUCGUUUGUUGUACGAAUUGUUCCAAGCCCUGACUGGUUUGUGGGAAUUGACAGCCUAAAUCUCUGUGAGGGAGACCACUGGAUGGAUGAAGUAUCAGUGGAUCUAUUUCCAUAUGAUGCUGGAACUGAUAGUGGAUUCACAUUUUCCUCCCCAAACUUUGCCACUAUUCCACAGGACACAGUUACAGAGAUCACUUGUUCCUCUCCAAGUCACCCAGCAAACUCAUUUUAUUAUCCCAAACUCAAAAUUUUGCCACCAAUUGCUCAAGUAACAAUGGUGAAAUUAAAGAAAAGCCAGCUAGGCCUUUCUGCACCUUUUAUUAAUCUUCCAGCUAAAAGCAAUGAAAUAAUAGACACCGUCUCAGAAACACCCCUGGAUUGCGAGGUUUCACAAUGGUCUUCCUGGGGGCUCUGCAGAGGGGUUUGCAGGGAAACGGGGACCAAGAUCAGAACUCGUUUUGUACUUCUUCAGCCUGCCAAUAAUGGAAUGCCUUGUCCAGACCUGGAUGAAGAAACAGGAUGUGAACCAGAAAAUUGUGUCUGA
Messenger RNA from Cinclus cinclus, 996 nucleotides. It is a transcript of the gene SPON2, whose product is annotated as spondin 2. The coding region runs from base 4 to 996 and encodes 330 amino acids. Gene Ontology annotation, cellular component: extracellular matrix. NCBI's taxonomy places the organism in Eukaryota, Metazoa, Chordata, Aves, Passeriformes, Cinclidae. Gene Ontology annotation, biological process: cell adhesion. The record is from RefSeq and is a predicted model, not a curated record. The transcript has 5 exons.